Molecule: messenger RNA, 1563 nt
Organism: Coccinella septempunctata (seven-spotted ladybird)
Lineage: Eukaryota; Metazoa; Arthropoda; Insecta; Coleoptera; Coccinellidae
Gene: sav
Product: protein salvador homolog 1
Exons: 8
Coding region: 224-1444 (406 amino acids)
Biological process (GO): apoptotic process; hippo signaling; regulation of cell population proliferation
Molecular function (GO): molecular adaptor activity; protein binding
Source: RefSeq, a predicted model, not a curated record
AACCUAACUUAAUUGUUGAUAAAAACAAACUAGAGGAUAUGUCAUUACAUUUUUGGUAUUUCGGAAAAAUUUUAUAAUUAUUAUUGACUGUUAAUUAUGAACUUAUACUUGUAAUGCCUGCUGGUUUUUAUAUUUUUCCAAAUUUCUUUAUUACAUUCAGACAGUUUUUCGUAGAAAUUGUUCUUUAAUGCCACGGUGAUUCUUCAAUUUUUAUGUUAAAAAAAUGUUGUCACGAAAAAAUAGAGAUUUGAAAACUAUAAAGGAAGGGGUAGUUGGCAAAUAUGUUAAAAAAGAUACACCUCCACCGGACAUGCAGAUAAUAAAUGUUUGGACCACUGAACCAAAAAAACGAAUUUCCACGCAAAGUAGGUCAUUGACUUUACAGUCAACAAGUUCCAGCCAACCUGGACAGACCAAUACAAUUCAGAAGUUUGGCAAUCAAAAGACCACAGUGAGUGAGGUGGGACUUGGUGCACAUGAAGGAAAAUAUACUCCGAGUGCUUCAGUUCCUGAUUUAGCUACACGUUUUGCCAACCUUUCUAUGAGUAAUCCCAAUUCGAAUAUUUCAUCAGCGGUAUUUAGACCAAGUUUACCCCAGCCUAUAUAUGAAAACCAACCCAGUACUUCUUCUCACUAUGAAAAUACUGCAGAGAAUAAUGCAAAUUAUGUUGAUAUUGAUCAGAUAUAUCCAUUACCAUCUGAGGAAAUGGGAGAACUUAAUUAUAACAGACCUCAAUCUCCAAUUUAUCAAAAUACUACAGAUCAAAAAAGUAUCGAUGGCAGUCCAAUCUAUAGUAAUACAAAUUUAGAAAGAUAUCGAAGUUCUUAUGAUCAGUAUUUAUCGCAACUACAGCGUAAUGAUACUACAAAUGGAAAUAACUCAGGGCAAUCAGAAGAACUACCUUUGCCACCCGGAUGGUCUGUUGACUAUACUUUGAGAGGAAAAAAGUACUACAUAGAUCAUAAUACAAAAACAACUCAUUGGUCUCAUCCUUUGGAAAGGGAAGGUUUGCCCACUGGUUGGCAAUGUAUACAAUCUCCACAAUAUGGUGUUUAUUAUGUGAACCACAUAACUAGACAGGUUCAAUAUGAGCAUCCAUGUUUAGUUCCAUGUUUAAGCUAUCAUCCUGAAAUGAGGUAUGCACAUCUGCCACAACACACUAAUUACCAACCACAUAGUGUUUUAGUUCCUGCCAACAGAUAUCUUUUGGAGGAAGUGCCUCAUUGGCUUGAUGUGUACUUUAAAGCGAGACCAGAUUUGGAUCAUAAACUGAAGUGGGAUAUGUUUCGUCUUACUGAACUAGAAUGUUAUAAUGGAAUGCUUACAAGGCUUUUCAUGCAAGAGAUGGAAAAUAUUGUUAUGAGAUAUGAAUGUUAUAGAUCUGCUUUGUUGGUAGCCAUGCAAAAAUUUGUUGGGAACCCUUCAUCUGUGAAUAAAUCUUGAAUAUUUUUUUGCAUUAAAUUUAUAUGAUAUUUAAGAAAAUAGCCUUUCAAGAUUUUCAGUGUAGCUGCAAUUCUGUAUUUAUAAGUGUAUUUAAUGAAAUAAAGUUAUAAUUAUCACAA